GUCGGGCCUGGUUGCAAUCUUCCGGGGAGCGGGGGCGGGGCUGGCGAGGAGCCGGAGCUGUGCGGGACACUAGGAAACUUGGUGCCCCACGCAGCGGCCCGUGGGUAAGGACGGCCCUGCCGGGAGGGAACCGCUAGGGCGGAGCAGCUUCCUCCUCCCCCUGCCGCAAAGGAAGCCGCCGCUACAGCCCGCUCCGCCCCUCCACGUGAGCUCCCUGCCCCGGGGCCCUGCUCUCCGCCUGGCCGCUCCAGAGAGGCGCGGAGCUGGGGAGGGCGCAGCCGGCCAGGGUCUAGGUAGCAGCAGCGCUCGGCCCUCGCCUCCUGCCCUGGGGGUGUCUCGGGCUAGACACGGGGCAAAGCCUCCCAUUUCCUCCCGGGACCAUGAGACUCUCCGCGGGGGCUGCCAGCCCUGUGCACGCUGCGGCGCUGCUGCUGCUCGCCGCCGCCUGUCUCUCCGCGUCCGGGACUACAAAUACAUCCAUUCCAACCACAAUCACACAAUCCACUUCAAAUACUUCAGCAAGUGCUAUAAAUGUCACUCGCACGACUACAUUGGGUUCUACCAAAACAACCGCCACCCAGACCACCACCACCAACAACAACCUGACAACCACCACCACCACCAACCUGACAACUAUAUUAACCACCACCUCAAAACCCACAACAACCAUACAAUCAACAGCCAGUGUCACAGUGACCACUUCCAAGACUAUGUCUCCUUCCAGCUCCGUAACAGCCACGCCCAAAUCUGCAACUGUGCUAGCCAGAACUUCCAGAUUUGAUGUGGGCAGUUUUUUCGGUGGCAUUGUGCUGACACUUGGAAUGUUAGCCAUUCUCUACGUUGGAUGUAAAACAUAUCACUCAAGAAGAGGUGUUCAGUACAGAACCAUUGAUGAACAUGAUGCUAUCAUUUAAAGAUACUUCAGAGAAGACAUGGGGAAAUUCCACCCGAUCACUGCUUUUAGAACAUCUGUUUGAAAAAGUUUUUUUCCUUUCAUAUAGUCCCAGUCUCUAAUUCAUUCAUAGAUCUGAUCCCGCACAGUGUCAAGAUCUUCCCAAGCACCCUGAGCUCCCAUUUAUUUCAAUGGGAGCUGGAGGAAGUUAGUACUUUGAGAAACAUGCCCUGUUGUUGAUGCAAUUAAAAAAAAAAUCCUUUAAAGUUUGUUACCUAAUGAUGAACUGAAAUGCUUUUUAAAAUAAAUGCAUAGAAACUUUGAGAUACCAAAUCAUUACCAUAAUAUACCACGUGACAUUACAAUUGUGAAUACAUUUGAUUAUUGCCUACAUACUCCAUAAAUGUGGAUGGUUCUACGCUGGGUACAACAGGCUGACUUUGCUACUGUUUUGUAUUAAAAUGUAUUUAUUUGUAACUUGAAACUUGAGAUGAACUUUUGUUAAUGAUUUGGGAACCUCAGACUUUGUUUUUUAACAAAAAUAUUUCAGUUCAGUGCUGAUGAAAGUAAAGGGAUGUGAGAUUGUUCCAAUUUAUCAAAUUACAAUUUAUAAUGUUGUAAACUAUCCAGAACAGGAUGAUAGAAAACGUACUUAAAAUAUGGUCUACCGAUGAUCGGUGAUCUGUGGGCAUAUUCCUUGAUGGGUCUGCCCAGAGACUACUAUUCAUAGUGGGGGGACACAAUUUAAACGUUCUGGUGGUAUGCAGCGGGGUUCAGGGCAGGGCAUAUCAACCCUGGCAGAAAUCUGAGGGGGCACGUGACCCUAUGUGCUUCUUCCACCACAUUGUCUCUGGGUCUGCAGAAUAAAAUAUAGUGAGAAUCAAGCUGUGGGGGACUGGGAAGGGGAGGAGAUACAGUCUAUGCGAGUACUUGUCUCUUAUGAAGUGGUCUAUAAGUUGAAAUGGGCUAGAUAAUCAUUGUAAUAUACAGGUUUUAUUUAGAAUUAAAUUAGUAGUUCAUAUCCAGCAAGUCACAAUGGUAUGAUUGAGAUAAACUGUAUUUUUUUUUUUUUUAAAGGUUUGCCUCCUACUGUGAAUAUGAAGAUUUCCACUGAAAA
Messenger RNA from Trachemys scripta elegans, 2009 nucleotides. RefSeq names its product transmembrane protein 123 (gene TMEM123). Bases 381 to 914 code for a protein of 177 amino acids. The transcript has 6 exons. Gene Ontology annotation, cellular component: cytoplasmic vesicle. The record is from RefSeq and is a predicted model, not a curated record. Lineage: Eukaryota; Metazoa; Chordata; Testudines; Emydidae.